This is a messenger RNA of Arabidopsis thaliana (thale cress), 513 nucleotides long. Its product is annotated as P-loop containing nucleoside triphosphate hydrolases superfamily protein. Bases 1 to 513 code for a protein of 170 amino acids. NCBI's taxonomy places the organism in Eukaryota, Viridiplantae, Streptophyta, Magnoliopsida, Brassicales, Brassicaceae. The record is from RefSeq and is marked reviewed. Gene Ontology annotation, cellular component: myosin complex. The transcript has 5 exons. Gene Ontology annotation, molecular function: ATP binding; cytoskeletal motor activity.
AUGAAUCUCGAUGCAAUACAGAAGCAGAAACUGAUGCUUCUUCCUCAGACACAUCUUGAGGACGAGUCUGCAUUAGUAUGGUACUCUGGCAAAGAAGAGAAGCAGAUUAAGCUGAGUCAAGUCCUGAGAAUUGUUCCUGGACAACGCACGAUUUCUUUUUCAUCCAGCGGAGAGAGUGGAGCAGGAAAGACUGAGACAACAAAGAUAGCGAUGCAAUACUUGGCUGCUCUUGGAGGUGGAAGUGGGAUCGAGUAUGAGAUACUAAAGACUAAUCCCAUCUUGGAAGCAUUUGGAAAUGCAAAAACAUUGAGAAACGAUAAUUCUAGUCGUUUUGGUAAGUUGAUAGAAAUUCAUUUUAGUGAAACAGGGAAGAUUUCGGGUGCUCAAAUUCAAACAUUCAAGAGUGGUUCAAUGUACGGAAGGAGAAAGGUCAUAUCAUAUAUUGUGCAUGAUAGUAAAGAAGAUCAAGAAAGUGUAUUUGCAAUUUUUGCUGCAGUAUAUAGACGCUCGUGA